UUGACUGUCAUUUCGGAACCUGCAUUUCUGGGAUGGCCGAUCGAGGGAAAUAGGCCAAUUUCCGAAAAAAAUAUUAAUAAAGUAAGGAAAUGGCGGCUGCAGUUGCUGACAACAUAGAAUUUACUACUUGGUUGGAUAAAAAGUUACAGGAACUCAACACCGACGAAGAAGUUUUUGGUUCUUAUAUUCAAGGUAUUUUAGACAGUGAUGAAACUUCUGAUGAAAAAUCAGAAGCCCUUCAGGGUAUACUUGCCGAAAUUGUGGAAAAUGGUUCAGAUAUAACAAAAAUAUGUGAUGAGAUCUUGGAACAAUGGCAGCUCUUAAAACCCAAGGAAUCUCCUUCCUCCACUCAAUGUGCAGAUGUAGACCUCAAUGAAAAGUUGGCAAAAUUGCUUGAAUCUCAGUCUCUAGCAACCACCAAGCAAAAAAAGUAUACUGAGGAAGAAAAGAAAAUUAGGGAAGCCAUACUCGCUCAGUAUAGUCAAAUGACAGAUUCUGAAGAAGAUGAAGAAGAGGGUGCUACAGCUGACCCAAAACCAAAAGAGACCCUAGAAAAAAAUAUAAAUGCUCAACUUGUUCAAGAAGCAGAAAAGCAAAAGAGAGAACAAUCGCGUCUAGACAGUCAAAAAAAGAAGGAAAAGGAUAAAGAAGAUAGAGAGAAACAAAAACAAUUGAGGGAAGAAAAGAAAGAGAAACGUAAGACACAAAAGGGAGAAAGAAAAAGAUAGCAGGAUUAAUAUUAAAUUUUAAAUAUUUUCAUUUAUUCAUGUACAUCACUUCAUGAAACUUCGUCUUCUAAAGCCGCUAACAAUAACUAUUGUAUUUAUUAGGUAAUUUUUUGUUCCCUCGCUUAGACUAAAACAUUUAACCUUUAAAAGUAUUUUUAUUA
Anthonomus grandis grandis is the source of this 889-nucleotide messenger RNA. RefSeq names its product coiled-coil domain-containing protein 43. The coding region runs from base 90 to 728 and encodes 212 amino acids. The record is from RefSeq and is a predicted model, not a curated record. The transcript is spliced from 4 exons. NCBI's taxonomy places the organism in Eukaryota, Metazoa, Arthropoda, Insecta, Coleoptera, Curculionidae.